UGAAACAUAAUUAAACGUGUUUAUUAAAAUUUUUUUUUCAUCAUUUUCAUCGGUAUAACGUGUACGUUACUUUAAUUAUAGACUCGCAUAGCUAGGAAAUUAAGUUAACGAAAGUUGUAAAACGAGUAUGCGAGAGUGAAACAGAGAGAGAGAGAGAGAGAGAGAGAGAGAGAGAGAGAGAGAGAAAGAGAGAGAGAUGGUCCACAUUGUGGAAGAUAACGUAGUCCCAUAUCAUAUGGCGAGUCAUAAGUAUCUAAGCUCGAUAAGAAAGCAAGGAUGGCUGGUGUACCUUGAUAAGCAAGUAUAUAAUAAUGAUAAAUCGAGAAGAGCAACGGAUCGUGAAAGUGCCGCGAGUAUCCUCGAGCCCUUCUCCUACGUAAUGUGUAAAAGCUUCUGCGCAAGGACGAGCAUGCUCGAAAGACCGUAUAAAAGCUUGAUCGUGGGUGUUCGGCUUUUCAGUUACCUUUAGAAUGCUCUUACGAAAAGCGAGAUUUAUGUUUCCAAGGAAACGAAUUUUUUUCGGUAUAUUCAAUAAUACAAUUACGUAAAAAAAAAAAAAAAAAAAAAAAAAAAAAAAAAAAAAAAAAGAACAAAAAUAACAAAAAAAACAAACAAACAAACAAACAAAAGACCAAAAAAAAAAGUAAGAGAAAAGAAAAGGGAAAAGAAAAAAAAAUAAUAAUAAGAAUAAAAUAGUGUGAUUGAUUCGAUCGAAGAAUUGGAAAUCAUAAUUUUGAACGAUCGAUCACAACACGUGCCACAUUUACCCAUGCGAUCUUGAAAAUACAAAUUCGUGAAUUUUCUUGGCCAAAAAAGGAACUAAAUAAAAAAUAAGCUCUACGACAUCAUCCAUGAGUCAGAAUGACAUUGGAAAACUUGAAGAGAUCUCGCAUGAUCAUCGUGACAGUAGUGUAUGUUAGUCUCUUCUUAGACAACGUGCUUCUAACGGUGGUCGUGCCGAUCAUCCCAGACUAUCUUUGUUCCCUCGAUGGAAAAAAUAGUACCAGCGCUAUCGAAGAUGAGAAUGGUAAAGUUGGUUUCCUUCUUAGUUCGAAGGCUUUCGUUCAAUUGAUUCUUAAUCCAGCUGUUGGAAGUUUCACCGGUGCUUUUGGAUACGCAAGACCUUUGUUUCUGGGAAAUCUUUGUCUCUUACUGGUUGCACUGUUAUUUGCAUUUGGACAAACAUAUGAAAUACUUUUCCUGGCGAGAAGCAUUCAAGGGAUAUCAUCGGCUUGCAUUGGUGUAUCCGGGAUGUCAUUGGUAGCCUCACAAUAUCCUGAAGAAGAUCAAAGAUCAAAGAUCAUGGGAUUCGUUCUUGGAAGUAUCGCCUUGGGUGUUCUUCUUGGAUAUCCGAUAGGUUCUAUUCUUUAUGAUUUGGAAGGAAAGAUGGCACCAUUUUUGCUGGUCUCCUGCCUCAUCGUCAUUUUGAUAUGUUUGCAGAUAUCAACACUCGACAUUCAGACUGACACAGAGUCGUCCAACAAUGAAACAAACUGGAGACAACUAUUAUCAGAUCCAUUUGUUAUUAUAAUUGCUGGUGCAAUUUGGUGUUCGACUUCACCAAUGGCUAUAUUGGAACCAUGUUUACCAAUUUGGCUUCGUACCCAUAUAAAACCUAAGAAAUGGCAGCUGGGAACAGUCUUCAUACCGGAUAGCGUUGGAUAUUUAAUAGGCACAAACUUUUUUGGUAUGAUGGCCUACCGUUAUGGACGCAGUAGAGUCGCCAUCUUGGCCAUGCUACUGGUUGGCAUCAGCGCCAUUUUGAUACCAUCGGCAAUGACCAUGUCGCAAUUGAUAUUUCCACAUUUUGGAAUGGGUUUGGGCAUUGGUAUAGCUGAUGCUGCUUUGGUACCAUUGUUGGCUAAUUUAGUUGAUCAAAAUGGCAAUUACGGCCCCGUUUACUCGAUUCAACAGGUCGCUGUAAGCCUUGCUUAUUUUCUAGGACCAAUCACAGGCGGAGAAUUGGUAAGGGAAAUUGGAUUUCGAUGGGUCAUGAGGAUCGUAGGUGUGGCAAAUAUAAUCUAUUGUCCGAUACUUCUAUUUCUUGCUCUAAGAGAAAAAGAAUCUCUAUCGAAGGAGGAUAAAGAAAAGGAUUACGACACUUUCCAUAAAGGUCUGAUGAAAUACGAAAAGUUUCAAAACUUGGACGACGAUCUUUGAUGAGAAAGUCAAGUUUAUUUGAACUCAUUGGAAAAUUCACAUUUAUCAUCGAACAGACGAAGUUCUUCUUAAGAAAAAAAAAAAAAAAAAAAAAAAAAGAAAGAAAAAGGAAAACGAGAAGAAAAAUAGAAAGAAAAAACAAAUCAUCUCUUAAAUUCUCAACAAGAAAUUUCUAUUGAAAUUACAGGACAUUGCAAUUUAUUAUCAACGAUCUCUAUAAUAUUAGAAAGUGUAUUGUUUUUAAGUAAUACAACUGACUAUGAAAUCUA
Vespa velutina is the source of this 2429-nucleotide messenger RNA. RefSeq names its product synaptic vesicular amine transporter. Gene Ontology annotation, cellular component: terminal bouton; synaptic vesicle membrane. Lineage: Eukaryota; Metazoa; Arthropoda; Insecta; Hymenoptera; Vespidae. Bases 862 to 2160 code for a protein of 432 amino acids. The record is from RefSeq and is a predicted model, not a curated record. Gene Ontology annotation, biological process: transmembrane transport; aminergic neurotransmitter loading into synaptic vesicle. The transcript is spliced from 8 exons. Gene Ontology annotation, molecular function: serotonin:sodium:chloride symporter activity.